Messenger RNA from Dufourea novaeangliae, 1539 nucleotides. RefSeq names its product solute carrier family 25 member 44. NCBI's taxonomy places the organism in Eukaryota, Metazoa, Arthropoda, Insecta, Hymenoptera, Halictidae. Gene Ontology annotation, biological process: branched-chain amino acid catabolic process. The record is from RefSeq and is a predicted model, not a curated record. The transcript has 5 exons. Gene Ontology annotation, cellular component: mitochondrion. Gene Ontology annotation, molecular function: branched-chain amino acid transmembrane transporter activity. The coding region runs from base 377 to 1366 and encodes 329 amino acids.
UGCUACUUCGUCGUGCAGAAUUUUUGGAGUGAAACCAACACAAUUUUGCGUUGUUGUUGAAUGAAACGAAUACCUCCCAGUGGUUUGUGUGUACGUCAUGAGAUUGAUUUUUCUCGCGGCACAUUUACGAUAUCAUUCGGGAGAAAAAUUAGCUUGCCUUUUCCAUAACGUGGCUAUCGAUGGGCACUUGGCACACGCUGGAAAAUUUUUAUCACUGUGAUAGUACAUUGCAUCACCUUCCGUGAAAGAUUUGGGUGGUAAUUCCCUAAAAAAUAUUGAUGAGAUAUGCAGCAGCAGGUUGAAUACACACUUCCACAGACCUUAGUGUAUGAUUAUUGCAAUAACAUUGGAUCCGAAAGCAACAUAAAUCCAGAAGAUGACUGCGGUAGAGGCACCACCAUUUAUUCGUACCAUCGAGUGGGAUAUGAUGGACAAAACAAAGUUCUUCCCAUUAAGCAUGCUAUCAUCCUUUUCAGUACGUUGUUGCUUAUAUCCUUUAACAGUAGUCAAAACACGUUUACAAAUUCAAAGGCACAAUCAUAUGUACAAUGGAGUGAUAGAUGCUCUCAGAAAGAUAUACACAGUUGAAGGCGUAGCAGGACUUUAUAGAGGAUUCUGGAUCAGUUCUAUACAAAUUGUAUCUGGUGUAUUUUAUGUAUCUACAUAUGAAGGUGUGCGUCAUUUACUUGGACAAGAUGAUGUUAUAGGUCAUGUAGAUUCACGUGUUAAAGCGUUACUUGCUGGUGGUGCUGCUAGUUUAGUAGGGCAAACCAUAGUGGUUCCUUUUGAUGUUCUGAGUCAGCACUUAAUGGUUCUCGGGAUCAAUAAUAAUAGUAAACGUGGAAAAUAUGUAGACAAAAUGGGGAUGAAUCCAUUGGGUUUAACACUUGAACCUGGAAAAUCUCAUGCUCAAAUUUCAGCUGAAAUUGUUAAAUUGAUCUACCAGAGAGAUGGAUAUAGAGGUUUUUAUCGAGGAUACAUAGCAUCAUUAUGUGCUUAUGUUCCAAAUAGUGCACUUUGGUGGGGACUGUAUAUAUCUUAUCAAGAGGAGCUUAUUCGGAUAUUCCCUGAAUGGUUUUCCCACUUGUUCAUUCAAGCUGUGGCUGGGACAUUAGGAGGAUUUACUACUACAAUUAUUACGAAUCCCUUAGACAUUGUACGGGCAAGGUUGCAAGUGCAGAGAUUGGAUAGUAUGUUUAGUGCAUUCAGAGUUCUUUGGGUCGAAGAAAGGCUGCAUAUGUUUACAAAAGGACUAUCCGCGCGUCUUGUACAGUCUGCUUGUUUCAGUUUUUCAAUAAUUUUAGGAUAUGAAACUAUUAAAAGAUUCAGUAUAACCGAGGAGUACAAAAGAUACGUUAGGUGGUAAAAUUUGCGCAAAUAAUUUCUAUGUUAAUGCAUUUCUCGCCGAUUCUGUAUUAUUCACAGAAACAACCGACACGCACCAAAGAAACAGAAACGUGAUUAAUUUCAAUUGUUUUGAAAAUAGUGCACCUGUUAUGCAAACUGUAUGAUACAACUGUAACUAUCUUUCGAAUAUUC